AUUUCUUCUUCUCCAUCGACUGUCACACCUACUGGACAGGUGCAUAGGCCAGGCUCCUCAAGUGUUUUAUGUCAAGAUUCAAUGGAAAGAAGUUGUCCUACAAUUCUAGAGCCCUCCACUCAACCAAUCACAGGCGCAUCCACUAUUAUAUCUAAUGCCCUUGGACCCACUGCAACUUCUUCUCUUCCAAUAGCUUCAGAUGACCAUUCACAACUGCACGACGACACCACAGUUCAUGCACAAGAUGCCACAGCUUCCAAAGGUGUCCCUCCUCCUCAAUCCUUAACUGGAAGUCUCUAUGUUCAGCUUCCCCUUGGUGCUCCACCCUCUCCUAUUGAGCAGUCAUCUGACCAUUUAUCCAACGACAUCUUCACUAUAGCAAUACCGAAAGCUGCGUUUCAGACUCUUAGGCUCAAGCUUGGUGUGCUACCUCCACCACCCUUAAGCUUGCAAGGGAGUGAUAAGACAAAGUUUAAUGAUAAUGCCAAUCUGAUCAUAAUUCCAAGUCCCAUGAUAAUGUCGUAUUCAAGUAUCAUGCUAAUACUUUGGCACUUCAGUAGUUUGAUAAGAAUGAUUUAUUUAGUUGAUGAUCAUGAUUACUAG
Messenger RNA from Ilex paraguariensis (yerba mate), 603 nucleotides. NCBI's taxonomy places the organism in Eukaryota, Viridiplantae, Streptophyta, Magnoliopsida, Aquifoliales, Aquifoliaceae. The record is from the annotation of a GenBank genome assembly.